Molecule: messenger RNA, 2386 nt
Organism: Engraulis encrasicolus (European anchovy)
Lineage: Eukaryota; Metazoa; Chordata; Actinopteri; Clupeiformes; Engraulidae
Gene: cfap99
Product: cilia and flagella associated protein 99
Exons: 15
Coding region: 167-2119 (650 amino acids)
Source: RefSeq, a predicted model, not a curated record
AGCUGACCCACCAUGAACCCCCUGUGUCCCCGUCAGCGCAACACAAACACACAUACACACGCACAAACACCCUCGGCAAUGCCCUCGUUCAUAUUAGUACUAAAUUAGCUAUGUGCAGUUUGCUGAGGGUAGUGGCUAUAGCUCAACAGUAAGCGGCCAACAAAAGAUGACGGAUUACAAAGAACUCGUGAAGGAGGCUGCGACCCUCCUCGACGCAUUCAAGCCGAACGAACAGUGCCUGGAGACUUUCAUCGCGGACAACUCAAAGUCUUUUGAGAAAAAGGUGGGCUCUGAAGAUGCGCGUUUUCUUCUCGACAUAAUAUCUGGCUGCAUUGAACAGAAGAAGGUGCUGGAUGUUGUUAUCAAUACGUUCUAUGAUCAACACGGGAAGCUUGUACUGAAAGCGGAUUAUAAUCGAUUCUCCAUUGUCUGCUACCUCGCUGUGUUCCUGCUGGAGCAUAUUGGCUUCCCGCGCUUCAGCAAGAUCAUCACAUCUCAAGACGUCAAGAUCCACAAGUUCCUUCGCUUCCUGUUCAGCGUCUCCAACCUGAUUGGCUGGAUCCAGAGCGAAUGGAGUCGCAUCUACGACGCUGUGUACGUGGAGCACACGUGGAUCAGCCCCCUGCUCAGGUGGCGUCCGCGUGUGGAGGAGCUGUUGGAUCAGCUGACUCGCAGGAGAGCCAAUGGGAGCCUGCCAAAGAAGGCCCCGCCCACCCGCACACAGCCAAUAGAGUUUGACCUGACCAAGCCCAAACCACGCCCACUUCCUGUUCCUGAGCCAAUCCCAGCACAGCAGAAGCACCAGCCAGUGAAUCCCGGCAUCUUCAAGUCUCCUAAAGAGCAGCAAGUUCUUGAGGAGCUGAGAGAGAAGAACAGACUGAAAGCCCAGAGAGGUCUGUAUGAGGCCAACAUGCAGCAGUUCAAAUGCGCCAAACCACAGAAGUCGGAGAAAACUGAGAAGCUGAUAUCGGAGCUGAAGUCUGCUCAGGAUGCUGAACUGAAAUUUGAUGCUGUUUUCACCUCCGGAGCCCCCUCCACACAGAAGGUGAACAGUGUGCCCAUCAGGUUGAACACUACCAGUAUUCUGCGAGAGGGGGCGCUCUACAACAAACAGCUGGAGGGAGAACUGCUCAGGUUGGAGCGCGUGGCGGAGGGUUCGUCGGAUCCGAGUGUGUUGGAGCGACGUGUGUGUGAGCAGCGUGUGUGUGAGCAGCGUGAGCAGGAGGCUCUGCAGCAGCGGCGCCAUCUAGAGGCUCAGAUCAGCCAUCAGCAGGCCGCACUGGCACGCACACGCCUCACACACACACACCAGGAGCAGGCACAGAGGAAGAAGGAGGAGACUGCUGAGUUGAUGCGUGCCUACGCUGCGCGGCGUCUAGAAGAGGAGAAGGGCAUGAAGGAGCUGGUGCAGCAGGUGGCCGAGGGGCAUCAGAACGCCAAAGCAGCUCGAGACAAACUACAGCGCUUCAAACACAAAAUCGUGCGUGAGGAGUGUGUGGAGCGGCGUGAGAUGCUAGCGCGGGCAUUCGAGGAGGCUCAGGAGGAACUGGCCAAGAAGAUGGAGCUGAUUGGUCAGAUUCGCGCUAUGGAGGCGUUGCCCCGCCCACAACACAAACUACUGGAUGACACUGAGACGGGGGGCCAUGCCCUGCUGUGUGAGAUGUCUCUGGCUGAGCUGCAUGAGCGCGUGUUUGUGCUGCGAGCAGCUCAGCAGCGCCAGCUAGAGGAGCGGAGGAGACGCAUCCAGCAGAACAAGCAGCAGAGACAGCACACACUCACACACACACUGCACAACAUUGCCACCUACAGGACCGCCAUGGAACAGGCCGCCGCACGCAGGCAGGAGGAGCGUGUGAGUGUGCCCUCGGUGCGAGAGCAGCUGGAGGGGGACGAGACUCUUCAGGCUCUGAGGAGAACACUGGAGGAGGCGCGACAGCAACGGCAGCAGCUCACACACACACAGACUCACACACACGCGCGCACACACAACACACACACGCACACACACACCCUGCAGCAGUGGGAGGAGAGGAAGAAGGGCCUGGAGGAGCAGCAGUGGGCGGAGCUGGAGAAGAAUUUACAACUGAGCGUCCAGCAGAGGGCACCACACACCAGCUGAUGAAGAAUACACACACACACACACACACAGACACACACACACACACACAUUAAUAAUGCAUGCAUUAAUUAAUUGACACACACAAACAUACGCACAUUGCAUUACACACACCCACACAGACUCAGACAGACACACAAACACACACACACACACACACACAGACCAAUACACACGCAUUGCUUUGCAUUUAGAGUUUUUUUCUGAUAUUUGUAUGAAACGACUCUGUCUUCAUUAAAAAUGAAUAAAAAAGCAAGUAAUGUUCCGAAA